UGCGCCGCCGGAGCAGGCAAUGCCCAGGACAGCCCAGACGGCCCGCUCCUACUCCUCUUCCCCCCUCCCCUCUUCGCCGUCGUCUAGGCGCCAGCCGCCGUGGGAGGCCCCCCUGCCGGGAGGCGGGGCUUCAGCGUGGGCUCCCAGCUUGACCCCUGGAGUGCAGCUUGGCUGCCGUCUCUAAACUUGGGCCGUCGUCGCCGCCGCCUCCCCCGGGGAGGGGGGGGAUGCCUCAGGGUCACUGCCCGCUGCCUGCAGGUGAUUUAUACUUUAAUGUACUACAGGUUCUGUACUACGGAUGGGAACUAUCAGGGUUUAUAAUGUCAAAAACUUCUCUUAGACGAAAGGUAGCUUCCACAAAGAUAACCAACUGGGUAGAGCCUUCAUUUGAUGAUUUUGUUGGGAACACAGACAUCUCUUCUGCUUUUACAACUGCAUCUCUGGGAGUAAAUAAUUUUCAUCAGAGAAGAAAAGAUUUGUCUUCCACAUUAGAAAGUAGCAAGUUUCUAGCUAGAAAAAAAGGAAAAUCAUCUUCCUCAAAACAGAGUAGUGUUGAAGCAAAUUUAAGUGAAAAUCUUUCUGAAAAUGAGCCAUGGGUAGAUAAAUACAAACCAGAAACUCAGAGUGAACUUGCUGUUCAUAAGAAGAAAGUUGAAGAACUUGAAACCUGGUUAAAAGCUCAUGUUUUUGAGAAGCAACCAAAAUUGGGUGGAUCUAUUCUAAUAAUUACAGGUCCUCCUGGAUGUGGAAAAACAGCAACUCUACAAAUACUAGUUAAGGAGCUGGGUAUUGAGGUGCAAGAAUGGAUUAACCCUGUUUUUCUAGAUUCCAGAAAACAUGAUAUGAAGGAUGGAUUUAAUCAUGAAUCAAGUUUCUAUAUGGUUCCCAGUCAGUCUCAGAUGACUAUUUUUCAAGAGUUUCUGUUGAGAGCAAAUAAAUAUAACAAACUACAGAUGCUUGGUGAUAGUCUGCACACUGAUAAGAAGAUUAUUUUGGUUGAGGAUAUGCCUAAUCAAUUUUUUAGAGAUCCGAGUACUUUACAUGAAAUACUAAGGAGAUUUGUGCAGCUAGGGCGAUGUUCUCUUGUAUUUAUAAUCUCUGAUAGUCUCAGUGGAGACAGUAGUCAGAGAUUACUGUUCCCCAAAGAAAUUCAAGAAGAGUGUUCUAUAUCAAACAUUAGUUUCAACCCUGUGGCACCAACAAUUAUGAUGAAAGUUCUUAGCAGAAUAGCAGCAUUAGAAGCUAAUAUGGGUGGAGGACAAAUUGUUGUCUCUGACAAGCCGUCUUUAGAGUUGCUUUGUAAAGGAUGUUCUGGUGAUAUAAGAAGUGCAAUAAAUAGUCUCCAGUUUUCUUCUUUUAAAGGUAAUUCAGGGGAGACCAGUUUUUGGUCAAGGAAAAAAGGGAUAUCUUCAUUAAAAUCAGAUACUUUGUUGUCAAGAGCAAAGCAGAAAAAAAGACCUGAUAGUUCUUUGGAAAAUCAAGAAAUCCAGGCAAUUGGUGGCAAAGAUGCCUCUCUCUUUCUCUUCAGAGCUUUGGGAAAGAUAUUAUAUUGUAAAAGAACAAUUCUAACGGAAUUAGAAUUUCCCCGAUUACCUUCUCAUUUGUCAGAAUAUGAGCGGGACACAUUACUUGUUGAACCUGAGGAGGUUGUAGAAAAGUCACACAUGCCUGGAGAGCUAUUUAAUUUAUACCUUCAUCAAAACUAUGUAGAUUUCUUCACUGAAAUAGAGGAUCUUGCAAGAGCCAGUGAAUACAUGAGUAUUGCUGACAUCUUCCGUGGUGACUGGAAUUCAAGGACUACACUCGGGGAGUACAGUGCAUCUGUAGCUACAAGAGGUGUGAUGCAUUCCAACAAAUCCAGAGGUUUUGCUUAUUGCCACGGAGGAGGAGCAAGUUUUCGACCCUUGCACAAACCUCAGUGGUUUCUGAUAAACAGAAAGUAUCGAGAAAAUUGCCUGGCAGCAAAGUCACUUUUUUCCAGUUUCUGCUUACCCCCUUUGUGCCUUCAAACACAGCUGUUGCCAUACCUGGCUUUGCUAACAAAUCCAAUGAGAAAUCAAGCUCAGAUUGCUUUUAUCCAGGAUGUUGGAAGGCUUCCCCUAAGGAGAUUUUUUGGAAGAUUGAAAAUGGAAGCUCUAAUGGAUAAGGAUUCUGGAAUGAUAGACUCUGCUAGUGAUGAUGAGGCUAAUUUUGAUGGAGCACCACUUACAAAGCCACUUGUGCACAUGGACAAAAUCAUAACUUCGGAGACUGAUACAGAAGCAUCGUUAUUUCUUCCUUCAAGUCAGACUAGUGGAACAGAUCUACCUGCCAGCCAGCCACAGCCUGCUACAGCUCAAGGAUUCAUGGAAGAAGAGGAGAUCACAAUAGAGGAAUAUGACAGUGAAGAAAUGUAGCCAAAUAAUCUACCUGAUGGUCACAUGCUCUUCGACAGAUUCAUUUUAAUUUUAUUCAGUGAGGAAUGAAGUUACUUGAAUAAAGUUAAUAUGCUUUCAGUGCUAUUGAAAUGAUUGUAUUGUUAAAAGCCCACUUGUAUGGCGUAUAGUCUAUACUUGCAUAGUGUAUAUAGUACGUACACUUGUAUUGCUAUACAAGUCCAUUUAUGGGACCAACUAUAUCUUUAAAAGGAAAAAAUAUAAAUUCAAUCAGGCUUUAAACAUUUAGCUUAAAUCUGAACCUUUUUUAGUUAAAGGAGUAUUGAUAAUCAAAAGACAAGUAUUUUUAUGGAAAAGUUAUGAAGUUUUUGAAACAAAGCAAUUGGUAAAUAGUAAGACCUUUUAAGUUAUUUUCAAAUUUUUCCACUAGUAUUUAUUUAGUUCUAUAGGUGGUGUACAGUGGAGAGGUCAACGUUUAUGAGCAAGUUCGUGUGAAGGUUAUGCUAAAUAUAAAAAAUGUGAAUUAAUAAUGCAUAACUUGGGAAUAUUGUACAUAUAAAUUGUAAAACUAAAGUAGUUCACCUGUAAACAAGAUGUAAAUAAACUUAGCCGUUACAAUUUUC
Molecule: messenger RNA, 2998 nt
Organism: Phascolarctos cinereus (koala)
Lineage: Eukaryota; Metazoa; Chordata; Mammalia; Diprotodontia; Phascolarctidae
Gene: RAD17
Product: RAD17 checkpoint clamp loader component
Biological process (GO): DNA damage checkpoint signaling; DNA repair; mitotic DNA replication checkpoint signaling
Cellular component (GO): Rad17 RFC-like complex; nucleus
Molecular function (GO): DNA clamp loader activity; chromatin binding
Source: RefSeq, a predicted model, not a curated record